ACGAAACUGUCAAGUUUUUGUUUGGUGCUGAUGUAUGUCCGAAAAAUCAGUUUUUUUCCUUUAAUUCGCCCCAAAUAGGACAAUGUUUACGAACAUUUAGCGUUAAUUUCCCCGAAAUCAUCAUGAAUCGCUUAACAAACGGCAAUUUGACGAUGCCACCGCCCGUUGUGGACAAAUCCAAAGACUGGCAGUUGGAGAUUUUAAUGGAAAAGUUGCGUUCCAAAGCGUCGCAGUACAAAAACUUGUCGGAAAUUUCGAAAAAUGUGCGAAUGGCCAUGCUUGACAAGCGCUACGCCCUCGACAGCGUCGAGAAGAGCCAACACCAGAAAUGCCUCGACACUUUGCAGCACUCCAUCAAAGUGACGUCCUUGCAGAGCAUGAUCGAGCGUUUGGAGAGUCUGACACGGCAAUUGGGGCUCAAAUUCAUGGUGGGCCCCUCGGGGGUGGAGCUCUUCAUCUCGUCCGAUAUGUUCUACUUGGAGAUCGUGCUCGACCAGACGGGGGCUGUGAAAGACGUGAAAGUGCACCAUGACAGUAAACUAGAGCAACAGAGUUGCUCUGAACUCGUCAAUUGCUUAUCUAGAGGUGACUUUGCCGACUUCACUGUGCAGUUGGAGGGCUUCGCGUCGAUUUACCAACUCAAUGCUGAGAAAAAGGUCAAGUGUAAGGCCUUCACAGCCUUGCAGUCGCUGGAGUCCGAUUUGAGCACUUUGGCCCAGUUGCAGUCUUUCAUGAAGGAGCCUUUUAACCUAUUGUAUAAGUCUCCAGUCGGCGUGUUGGAGAAGCGCCGAGGGGGGCACCCCAUGAAACUCACUUAUUUCGUCUCCCCUUAUGAUUUGUUAAAUGUUGAGAAAUGUGAUAUUGAACCGAUUACAGUCGAUGCAAUUAUUAGUAGGGCUCUGGGGUACAGUGUGACGGUGUGUAUGGAGGGCUCCGCCACUCACAAGUUGCAAACCACGACUCUCAUCACAGUCAAUAGGAAUAUUAACGGGAAAAGUACACCAUCAUUUUCAUCGUUAAGUAGCCAAAAUAGUGCUGCAAUUCCGGCCUGUUUUGUCCUCAAAUUAAAUAAACCGAUGCCAAUGUGUGUCAAUUUAGUUAGACAAAUUCAACAAGUUACUGAAUUGGACACUAUAGAACAAUCAACAACUCAUCCUUUACUUAGUUUAAUUGUACAUCAUACUAGUGAGGGGAAAAUGGAGUCAGGAAACAAUAAAGGCCUUUUUGUGACUUUACCCGACCAAACUCAUUGUUACUUCAUGACUGAGAACAAAAACAUGGAUGGUGUUUUAGUUUCAAGCAUUCCAUUUACCCAUCCGGCCCAUGUGUCCCAAAUUUUAGUAAUUUUAAGACAACAAGCUCUCUUCAAUACGAUAAUCGGCAGUUGUGUGCGUCCUAAUAGCAAACAAGAUUUUGAAAAUAUGACUAUGUUUGAGAUAAGUGCCCUUUCCUGGACCCACAUCUCGCUCUCUCUCGAGCACCCGCUUGAAGAAAGUAUGGCAACGGCCGAAAUCGACCUUAGCGACAUCUCCAAUCUGGUUUGUAAAAUUGUCAGUCCGGGGACUCCGCCCCCGCCUAACACCCCCGACACCGCCUCUGAUCUCAGCACGAGAAUUUUAAACCGAUGUUUUUCGAUUCCGGUAACAAUGCGAGCAGUUUUGAAACUAUGGGAAAAACAAGUCACCAAACGUCAUUACAACGGACAUGAAAAUUUUAGUUUACCCCUCGGUUCCGGCGACCCUGGGGGUCACAAGGGGGCCCCAGGUGGUAACUUGACGGAAUUCGGGGGGUUAGAUAAGAUUAAACAGGAGCCCCUUGGGAAUAGUAAUCAUGGUAUGAUGAUGCAAGGACAUCAAGGGAUGUUUUUAAACGAAUCCAUGAUGGCAAAUAGCAACUUUCAAAAUUUUCAAACAGGUGAAGGUAUGCUCACUAGUAUGGAAUUGACUAGUAUACUAGCAGGGGGCAACCAAUCGGAUAAGAUAAAAAGACCCCACAAACGUAAAUCGGACGAUUUGUGGAAAAACAAACGAAAAUUGGGCGAGGGGGCCGACUCUGACCUUCUCGUCGAAACAUCAAGCAGUGAUUCAACAUCACGAAGUACCCCAAUCUCACAAGAAAAUGAAAUUGCGACCCCAAAUUCAGGAUUGGAGUUUCAUUCAGACCUCGAACUGAUGAGUGGGCUUGAUCCUGCUGAAUUAUUAGCCGAGUCGGAUAAAGUUGGGGGCGAAUUUGGGACUUUAGAUGAAUUGGGAGACGUAGAGGAGAUGUUAGCGGGGCCGUCAAGAAGAAAAUCACAUGAUCAGAAAUCACCAACUAUUAUGAUUGAUUUGGGGGAAAAAAAUUUGGUACCACCCAGUGUCAGUAUUACACCGAUUCCGAGUACUUCACCGGGGUUUAAUCAGGGAGGUAAUGCGGAAAAAAGGCCCGGGAUUGAGAUUAUAGCCCUUGCGACGUCAGCCGCCACCGCAUUGCCCAGUUCUAUCACCAUUACCCCCAUCACGACGUCGCAAAGCAAGGGGGAGGACAAGAAUAGGGAGAAGAAAAGUAGUAAAAGCAGAUCGGAUGAUAAGGGCCGCCUUGAGAAGAAGCGGAAGCGAAAGCGCGACGAGAGCCCGAUGGGUCCGCCGGAUAAGGUACCCCCGAAGCAGGACCCCCUCACCAAGCCUGUCACUGUUAGUAUAAAACCGGCCGAGUCUCCGCCCCUCAAUAUGAGUACACCGACGAGUCCAAGCAUGAUGCGAAAAUUCAACGCGUCGCCCACUCAAAAUCGUAAUAUUUCCAUGAGUGGUAAACUGAGUCCCAAUCUUAUGAAACCGACUCUUAAAACCGGUUCAUCGCAUCACAGUCCAAAACAUUCACCUGCUCAUGUUCCGAGUAGUCCUAAACAUAUAAUUCCCGGUAUUUCGAGUCCUAAAAGUCACGGGACUUCCCCUAAACAUCCAUCGACUAGCGGUUCCGGUAAGCCAAGUAUGUCGACUUUGAAAAGUGCCGCAAAUUCACCGAAAAAUUCCGAUUCGAAAACGAAAUCAACAUCGAAGGAUUCGUCGCGGGAUAAAGAGAAGAAAAUUUCGGGUGUGUUUAAUGUUGCUUCGAAAAAUAAAUCGUCAGUGAAAGUGAAACCGUUGGAUUUGAACACUGAGAAUUUAAGUGGGGUUCAGGAUGGUUUACCGUCGCCGAGUUCGACGGAUUUAUCGAAAUCGGCGAUUUCGAAUCAAGUGCGAAAUCGAAAAGGCUCACUUUCGGCGAUUGUCGAUAAGCUAAAAUCAGCGCAACAUUGCGACGGAGUUACGGAUUUGAGUAGUAAGGGGGCUAGCAGUGGGGGGAAUAAAGACAGAAGUGGGCAAGUUUCAACGAAAUUAAACGAGGGAAAAAGUGGUAAAAUUGGUGAAACAAAAAAUUCAGAAUAUAUGGUUAAACCGAGUUCGGACGGCAUGAAAAUCACUAUAAAUAAAACAAGAAGUAAAGAAAGUAAAAAUGUGAGUAAAUCAGGCUCGGGAUCACCCAAGACUCACACCGGUUUGAAACCGGGGGUUAAUAGUGGACCAGCAUCGAAAAAACCCCAACAUUUGGGACAAAAAGUAGUGAAUUCGACAAGUGGCGCCACCAAUUAUUCGAGUUUGAAGAGUAAAGCCCCGUCGGGGGCGAAAGUCUCAAGUGGGCCAUCGAAAUUGACAAAGUUGAGUAAUUCCCCGAAAAGUGCAACUGAUUUGAGUCGAAAAGAUCGUCCAAAAAUUAACAAAAGUAGUUCCGAAAAGUCGAUUUUUACCUCGAAAGAUGGCCGAAAAUCGAGUCCAACGUCAAAUAGAGAUGAGAGCGAUGGUGUUUAUAAAAUGUCAAAAAUGGAUCAUUAUAAUCCACCCUCAAUCGUCGAGGGUUUAAUGACUGUACGUCAAUUAGAUAAAAAUUUCCAGAUUCCUAAAUUAUCGGCUCGAGCCUCAGUCGACGAUAAAAAACCCAAAGUCACUUCUGACAAUUUAAACAACAUCAAUCGGACUGUCGAUACGAAAAUUUUCGACAUGAUGAACAAAACCGACCUCAAAUAUCCUCUCGCCAUCCCUCAAAAAACCUUCGAUAAUUCCGUCGAUGCGAAAUUAAGGAAUAACGUGACCCCCACUCUCCCCCUUCCUAGUUCUAGUCCGAAAUUGAAAGAAGACGACGAUAAAAAGGACCAACCACAGAAUCUCGUCCAAUCCAAGGACGACUCCGCCUACAAAGUGAAUUAUCCAAUUGCCGUAUCGAAAUCGGUGCUCCCGCCCAUUUCCGAACCUUUAAACCUCUAUACGAAAAGCAUCGAUUUGACGUCGAAAUUUGUUGCGCCCGCCCCCAAAGACGACAAAAAGGAUGUAACGAAGAAAAACGACGAUGUACUUUUAGAUUUUUCGGCGUCGGGGAAAAUCGACAAAGGUGGGGGUGGGGUGAAUUUUCCGCAAUCGCCUUCGGUUAGUGUUCAUAUAGUUAAGUCGCCGGCGCCUUCGCCCCUUAUAGCCCCUAGUCCGCAUUCGGCCUCGCCGUGUAUUACGGACGAUGAAUUGAUGGAUGAAGCGGUGAUAGGUAUAGGAAAAUAGAAAGUGAGGUUAAGGUAAGGCCGGACUUUACCUCAAAUUCGGUGUAAAUAGUGAAGUUAGGUCCGCAAUUUUUGCUCGCACCCUCUAUAUACAGUGCGAUUGAUUGAUUGUGAGGUGUCUUCCAUUCAUAAAAUUUGAGAUAGGAAAAAUAUUAUUAGGUCUUCCUUUUUUUCAUUAAAGUCAUCGACCGAAUGAUUCAAUUGUGUAUAUUAUUUUUUCAAAUCGCACUGUAUAUACAAGUGUCCUAAAAGUAAACCGCCAUACGUCAACCAGUGAUAGAAAACGUCGUUUGACAUUUUUUAUCCUUGGAUGACAUGUGGGACACCUGUAACUUGCGAUGUCGGUAAAAGCGAUGUCUUCGUUAUCGGUCCGAAUUGAAUCCGAAUUGUCCCGAGUCGGCGCUGUAAAUAUUUUAGUGGUGUAAGAAAAAUCGCCGUCAGUAUUAGAAUGAAUUUUCGGGUUUUUUCUUGUGUAUAUUUUAUGCAUUUUAAUUUUUUUAUCAAGCACUGGUAUUUUUCUUUAGAUAAUUUUCCUCUAGCAUAAAAUGUUUGUAGGGAAUUUACUAAUGAACAAGUAAUAAUAAUGUAAAGAGUAGGUACAAUUAGGUAAUCGCAGUUACAUAAAAUAUUUAUUGAAAGAAAAAGAAUUAUUUUGUGUUGUGCAUAUCAUAGUACAAAACAGAGCCUCGAGAGAAUUAAUUAUCUCAACGAGUGGCAUAACAUAAUUAUGAAAUUCUGUAUAAAAAUAGAUUAUUUAUAAUAAUUGUUGUGUUUUUACCAAUGUGCCUGUCUUAGUUUUGCUACAGCUUGGAUAAAAUUAGAAUGACUUGCAUAUAAAUCCAAUUUUGAGUCAAUAUCAA
Molecule: messenger RNA, 5424 nt
Organism: Tribolium madens (black flour beetle)
Lineage: Eukaryota; Metazoa; Arthropoda; Insecta; Coleoptera; Tenebrionidae
Gene: MED1
Product: mediator of RNA polymerase II transcription subunit 1
Exons: 7
Coding region: 123-4565 (1480 amino acids)
Biological process (GO): regulation of transcription by RNA polymerase II
Cellular component (GO): mediator complex
Molecular function (GO): transcription coregulator activity
Source: RefSeq, a predicted model, not a curated record